AAUACCAACAAAAAGAGUAACCUCGGAAUGAAAAUGUGAACAUACCUAAGAUGGAGCUGGGCUGCUGGAGAGUGAAGAAAGAGAGAGUAGUGGCUAGAUUUGGACCGUCGACAGUGGCUGGAGUGGCUGGACCACCUGCGAGGAGUGGAGCUCAAGCCUCAACGACCGUUGGAUGCUGGAGAAUAGAGGAGAGGCGCGAUUUGAAAGUGCAGCAUUUAAUGAAGAAGCUUAAGGAGAUAGAGCAAUGGCUGGAGGUUGAACCUGGAGAUCGACGGUUGCUGGAGAAAAUAGGAGAGGCACAAUUGAAAUUGCAGGGUUAAGUCAAGAAAAAGGUGCCCCCAAC
Messenger RNA from Rubroshorea leprosula, 343 nucleotides. The record is from the annotation of a GenBank genome assembly. NCBI's taxonomy places the organism in Eukaryota, Viridiplantae, Streptophyta, Magnoliopsida, Malvales, Dipterocarpaceae.